AUGUCCAAGGCGGCGCAGCUUCCCCUGCAGCACUUCCGCUCUCGGGGAGGGAGCCGGAGGGGGCUUUGGAGGCAGCGCACAGACCUGUUCGGCUGCGCGCGGCGUCGCUCUCCUAGGAGAGCGGCAGCAGCAGCCGCGGCGGCCCCAGGGGCUCACGCCUCCCGCAACACCUCGGGGGAGCCGAGCGUGCCUCUCCUGCGAGCCCAGCACCCCCAACCUGCUCCCCGCGCGCAGCUGAACCGCCGCGUGGGACUCGCCGCCCAACAUGGAUUUCCUCCUGGCGCUGGUGCUCGGGUCCUCGCUCUAGCUGCGGGUGGCCGCGGACUUCGACGGGAGGUGGCCCAGGCAAAUAGUGUCGUCCAUUGGCCUGUGUCGUUAUGCCUCCUCACCUCCUAUGAGGUCCUUUUGUUAACUGCUCCUCACAUAACUCUUUUGCGUUGUAAUAACCUUAACCCUGCUACUCUUCUCACUUCUGUCACUGAGGAAAUCACUCACAAGUGCUUGAUGCUAAUGGAUCACAUUCUGACUCCUUGUGGUGAUCUACAAGAAGCUUCUGUGGAAACUCACCAUGGCUUACGCUCUCAUUUUUGCAAGGAGAGUGACUCAGUGGUUCUAGCAGUUGGGUUCAGAAAGAUUCUCAAGCAUAGGUUUCCGGUGAUAGUAAGAGACUUCAUGGUGGCUACCAUCCACUUCUUGAAGUCCUUGAAUACAUAUGGGGCAGAUCCAGCCUGGGUCAUGGUCUGUGGUGACAGUGUGGGUGGGGGCGUGGCAACAAUAGUUUGUCAAAACCUUGUGGACAGUUCUGAUCUCCCCAAGAUCCGUGCUCAGAUCCUGAUCUAUGCCGCUCUCCAAGCCCUGGAUUUCCAGCCUCCUUCUCAUCAGCAGAACAAGGACGUUCCACUGCUCAGGCAGAAUUUGGCCUUCUACCGUUGGUGUGGUUACCUGGACAUCAGCCCCUCUUGGAAAAGAACCGUAUUGGAAGGAGCCCACUUGCCUGCCGAAGUCUGGGAAAAGUACAGAAAGUGGUUGGGUUCAGAAAACAUUCUGGAGAAGUUUAAGAAGAGAGGCUACACGCCCCAUGAGCCCCUGAAUGAAACUGCCUAUCUGGAGACAAACAUCAUUCUAGACUUGAUGAACUCACCCCUGAUUGCAGAUGAUGAAGUAGUGUCUCAGCUCCGCAAAGCUUGCAUCGUGAGCUGUGAGUAUGAUAUCCUCCAGGACCAUUCGCUGUUGUACAAGAAGAGGCUGGAGGACCUGGGAGUCCCAGUGACUUGGCACCACAUGGAGGAUGGUUUUCACAGGGUGUCGGUCACCCUUGACCUGGGCUGCUUGUACUUGCCCUGCUCCACGAGGAUUCUGAAUGCUGCAGUCCAUUUUAUAAAAGAGUUGUGA
Messenger RNA from Globicephala melas (long-finned pilot whale), 1392 nucleotides. NCBI's taxonomy places the organism in Eukaryota, Metazoa, Chordata, Mammalia, Artiodactyla, Delphinidae. The record is from RefSeq and is a predicted model, not a curated record.